This is a messenger RNA of Heterotrigona itama, 892 nucleotides long. Lineage: Eukaryota; Metazoa; Arthropoda; Insecta; Hymenoptera; Apidae. The record is from the annotation of a GenBank genome assembly.
AUGGUUGCCAGAACUUCGGUGUAAGUCAGUGGUGCGGUGUACAUGUUAGCAGUGUCUGGUUUGUUAUUAUAUUGCGGUGUUCGCGUAGUGUUCGGUUAUUUUUAUAUGUAGUUACAUUUCCCGUGAUUAGUAUAUUAAUUUGUCAAGUGUUUAUUUAAAAAAGACAGUAGAGCUCGUUGAAAUGGGUCGUUCCAGAUCCAGGACGAAAUCUCCUAGUAGGCGGCGUCAUAAGAGCAAGCAUUCGAGGAAACGUUCAAAAUCACGUGAGAAGCACUCGAACAACAAAUACUCCGACAAGCCAAAAGAACGUAGUUCCAAAUCAAGGAAACGAUCCCAUUCUGCAUCCUCUAGUUCUGGCUCAGAUGCUUCGGAUGAUGUACACAUUGUCAGUCAUAAGAAACGUUCAUACAGAGACAGAGAUCGCAAAAUGGAUGAAGUAGAGAGGCUGGCAGAAAUGGAGCGUCAAAGAAGGCAACGUGAAGUGGAACAAAAAAUGGUAGAAGAAGAAGCUGCAAAACGAAUAGAAGAACUAGUGCAAAAGAGGGUGGAGGAAGAACUAGAAAAACGUAAAGAGGAAAUAGAAGCUGAAGUACAAAGGAGAGUAGAAGAAGCUAAAAGGGCUAUGGAGCGUCAAAUGAUGGAGGAAAUGGAAUGGAGACAAGCAAAGCUUCGUGAGGAGGAGAAACGAAGAGAGGUAAGACCAAUCCAGAGAAACAUUGGCCAGUGUUAGCCCAAGCGCUGUUUCGAUCAACAGGAAAUAAGUCUGGUGCUCUAUCCUUGCAUUAUUUUUAUACUUAGAUAAACGAUAUAUUUUGGUAAAAACAGAGCUACAAUAUAAUUGAAAUAUAUAAUAGAAGAAAUAUAUUUUAUAAUUUAACAGUUUGACUGGUAA